Messenger RNA from Dendronephthya gigantea, 1681 nucleotides. Its product is annotated as RNA polymerase II-associated factor 1 homolog. Gene Ontology annotation, molecular function: chromatin binding; RNA polymerase II complex binding. The transcript is spliced from 16 exons. Gene Ontology annotation, biological process: transcription elongation by RNA polymerase II. Gene Ontology annotation, cellular component: Cdc73/Paf1 complex. The coding region runs from base 98 to 1432 and encodes 444 amino acids. NCBI's taxonomy places the organism in Eukaryota, Metazoa, Cnidaria, Anthozoa, Malacalcyonacea, Nephtheidae. The record is from RefSeq and is a predicted model, not a curated record.
GUUUGAAAGUGGAAGCGCUGACCGAAAAUAGAAACAAAAUGGCGUCCACCAAGGGGUGAAAAGUUUUUCAACCAAGGCAGAAAAAUAAGCUUUAAAUAUGCCUCCGACAAUCCAAUCUCAGGAAAAGAAACGUGCAGAAGAAGGAAGAAGGUCAUCUUCGCACCAAAUAUCAAAGCCUGAGUUUGUGUGCAGAGUAAAAUACAACAACCAUUUGCCAGAUAUCCCAUUUGAUGCGAAGUUCAUUGCUUAUCCUUUCGAGGCAAAUAGGUUUGUUCAGUAUAAACCCACAUCUCUUGAAAAGAACUACAAACAUGAAUUACUUACAGAUGUUGAUCUUGGUGUGAAUAUUGAUUUGAUUGACCCUGGCACAUAUGCAGUAAAUCCAGAUGUCAAUCUCCAUCCAAUUGAUGAAAAGUUACUUGAAGAAGAACCAAUGGGUUUGACAGAUCAAAAAAGGUCACGGCAACACAAUAAGACUGUUUCAUGGUUGAGAAAAACUGAAUAUAUCUCAACAGAGUAUAACAGAUUCCAAACCAGCAAUGACCAGAUGGAAACAAAGGUUGGCUACAGCAUGAAAAAGAAAUUUCAAGGUACAGAUGUCUACAAGGAUCGAGAAAGUCAAGUUGAAGCAAUCCAAGGCACCUUCGAGUCAGCUAAACGUCCAAUCUAUCGUCAUCCAAGCAAAAGGGGCAUUAAACCAGUUGAUGUUUUACCCGUUUUUCCAGACUUUCAGAUGUGGUCCCAACCUUGUGCUCACGUCAUAUUUGACACUGACCCAGCCCCUCGCGGUGGUCACGAACCAGCAAAGCCGGAGGAAAUGUGCCAAGCUAUGAUUAGAGGUAUGGUAGACGUUCAAGGAGACCAAUUUGUUGCGUAUUUCCUACCAGAAAGUGAAACUUUGGGAAAACGCAAACGUGAUCAGGAUGAAGGAAACGAUUAUACCGAAGGCGACGAAUAUCAUUACAAAAUGGCACGGGAGUAUAAUUGGAACGUUAAGAACAAAGCAUCGAAAGGAUACGAGGAAAAUUACGUUUUCGUAUUUCGAGAAGACGGAGUGUUUUACGAUGAACUUGUGACGAGGGUUCGUCUGAGUAAACGUCGUACGAAAGGUGGAUUAGGUGGGGUGAAGUCGACCGUCUCAAAACUCUUGGUUAAACAUAGAGAGUUAACGGAACAAGAACAAAAUUUACAGAAUGCUCGUCUUCUGCAACUGGAGAACGUCGUUGUUGAGAACGAGGAGGAAGAUGAGGAUGAAAUUGGAGAGGGAAAUGAUCAAUCUGGAGAUGAAAAUGGGGAUGACGAGGAAGCGAAACAGGAGGAAGAAGUGGGGGACAACGAUGAGGAGAACAACGAAAAGAAAGCUGAAUCAAGUGCUGGCGAGGAAUCGGGUGACGAUAGUGAUGAAGGGAUAUUUGGGGAUGAUUCUGACUAACUAUGAACACACAGAGACGCUGUGCAACAGUGCAAGUGGAAUUGGUAGAUAAGAGUUAAGUUAAUCCGCAGAUACAAAAAAUCGUAGUGUCAUACGCAUAUAUCCAGAUCUUUCCGUAUUGCCGUUUUUACGAGGAGUGAUUUGCGCGAAAUCUUUUGUUUUUUGAAGGACCAUAUAUAGUUCUCAUGAUUUUGGGCAACCUGUAAAAUAUGUACAACUAACGGCAUCUUCUAAAUUAGACGAACUUAG